AAGUGACUUGUCACUUUACACCUCUUUACACUCACCGACUAAGGUUUCUUCGGUGAGUCCAUUUUGCAGUAGCUCAUUGACCCCACAGUGGACAGUUCAACGUUGAAAUAUUACUAGUAGCAUAUACAUUUCCUUAUUCGACUUGACCUUCGUAACUUGGACUAGCAUCUCACCUUUAUGUAUAACCAAGAUUGUGCCCCAAUCGAAGCCAGCAGUAGUCUUCAAUAAGGAUCGUGUCAUUUUGUGGUAUAAUAGAUUUCGAGUGCUCUUCCUCUCAUCUUUUCCACACACCAGUUAGUCUCAUUUACCAUCACUGAUGUACUCCUAUGCAGCCCCCCUCGUCACUUGGCUCCUUUUCACUGUUUUUGCAAACGCUCUGGUCGAAAACAGUGAAGCUGGAUGUUAUGAUUGCGAUACCGACAGCGGAUCACAUCUCAGCUUGGUUCAUGACAGAACCGGAUGGCCCGACGCCGCAGAUGGCGAUGUUGAACACUGUAUCGGUGGUUCUGACUGGUCUAACUACAAGAAGGCUCCUCCCCAUAAGUUUUACCCUUAUUCUGCACACACCUUGUUCCGCUUACCCGUCGACUCUGAAAUGCUGUACUUGAUAACUCGCGGUGGUACGAAUAUUGGCACCGUCACCCUUGUGAGCUCAGAUACCGUCAGAAGUACAGUCAACGUCCGUGUACAUGUGGGUUACCACAAACGGCGGGCGUUGAAUCGUGCAAAUGUCUGUCUGCUGAGCAAAGAGCAUGACACUCAAGGCAUCGGCAUUUAUACACCCGCCAGAUGGUUUCCUUCUAAGGAGGAGGGCCGCAUGCAUUUUGACGUCACAGUGGUAUUUCCCGCUACCCAUGAUGGCAGUCCCCUGUGGAUCGAGAAUUUUCAAAGCACUUUAUCUCACUACUCCUUCAAAAUUAAGGAUAUAGAGGACUCGGUUUACUUCCACAGUAUCAAUGUGCAGGCUAAUGAUGCAGGCAUCAAUUCAGAUUCCAUCUUCGCAUUUCACGCCACGUUCAGGUCAACUCAAGCCUUUAUCAGGGGUGCCUUUAAAGCUACUCAUUUAGUUCUCACAACAACCAAGGGACCCAUUGAGGCUCAAGUAGACCAUCCGAGUAAGGGCCCAUAUCUAACUGGAGUAUCUUUGGAGACAAAUGAAGAUUCCAUGCAAUCAACCCUUUAUGAUAAUGCCAACGGCGGCGGCCCCUUCAGCGUUGAAGCCAGGACCUUUGAUGGCCCCAUCACCAUUUCUUAUACGAAUACCCCAACUAACUCUAUCCAACAACUUGUCGCCGUUACCAGGGGUUCGCCUGUCAAGGUAACAAUGAGCAGUGCAUACGAAGGCGCUUUUAGUCUCCAGAACACUAGGAAUAACCCUAUUCGUGUGAUAGAAAGUGAUGCAGAGGAUCCUUCAGGAAGAGGAAGGGAGCGGGUCCUGCGCAAAUACUCACGGGACAGGAAUCAUAUGAAAGGCACAGUGUAUUGGAGUCCUCGCGGACCGGGCUGGAGGGAAAGUAAAAUCUUAAUCGAGACGGACAGGGCACCCAUCCGGCUGACCAUAUAAGUGGUAAGAUGCCAGUGGGUCCCAGUCCAUUGUCAAUUUGCAAAGUUACUGUCUCAAAUUCUUGAUCUGUCUUGUUUACUGUUCUAUUCGUCAAAGAAAA
Messenger RNA from Serpula lacrymans var. lacrymans S7.9, 1664 nucleotides. RefSeq lists its product as uncharacterized. The record is from RefSeq and is a predicted model, not a curated record. Lineage: Eukaryota; Fungi; Basidiomycota; Agaricomycetes; Boletales; Serpulaceae. Bases 317 to 1564 code for a protein of 415 amino acids. The transcript has 5 exons.